AUGCAUUGCCAUUGCUUUAUUUUUUUUGUUUCAGUAUCGUCCGAUGCACCAUCACCGAUAGGAAUUUCCUACCACAGUGCUGUUGGUGGCAAUGGCGGCGGCGGCAGCGGUGGCAGUGCUUUUGUAGUACCAACAAUCCAGCAACCUGCACUCCGGCACGCAUUCAUCCCGAACAGUGCACUACGUUCACGCGAACCACAGGCUGGACCCAGUGGGAGCUGCUAUGAGGACAUGUUUCGUUCAAGCCGCUUCGAUCAAAUCAUCAGUUCCCCACCAUUGCCACGUGAAGUAAUGGAAGCAUAUGCGUGGAAUCCGGACGAUCGCUCAUUGAAUAUUUUUGUCAAAGAUGACGAUCGGUUAACGUUCCACAGACAUCCUGUUGCCCAAUCCACCGAUUCUAUUCGUGCCAAGGUACACAUAUUUACCGCACUUCUUAAACAAGUACAAAUCUUCGGCGUCUCUUAG
Gongylonema pulchrum is the source of this 465-nucleotide messenger RNA. The record is from the annotation of a GenBank genome assembly. NCBI's taxonomy places the organism in Eukaryota, Metazoa, Nematoda, Chromadorea, Rhabditida, Gongylonematidae.